CUUGUCAAUCCUCUUUUCUAUUUCCAUACUCUGGUUUGUUUGCUCUAAUACUUGAUAUUUUGCUUGUUUUGUUCAAAUAUAUUGUUACUCUAUCCUCGACUUCUCCUCAAGAUUAAUGAAAUAUUCAUGAAUCCUUUUUCAGAUAUUUUUGUAAAUGGAGGGUUUAGGAAUGACAAAUUCGAUUCACCUUGAACUCAGUUAUAAAUUUAAGGGAAAAGUCUCCACUGUCCACUUCUUAUUUCUCUGAUCAUGGGUUCAAUCGAGAAAGAGAAGCACGUGACACGCGGUCCAAAACAGCUUUUAAAACUAGGUGAAAGAAACAAAUGUACUAGGAAUCAAUUCAAACACUAAUACCUAUGUUAGUGGAGUUCAAACUGACAUAAUCAAAAUAAUGGUGCAAGUAUUAUAGUACAUGUUGCAGCACCAUACAUGGCGGAUUUUGUCUGAUCCUCAGCAAAACAAAUAGAUUCCCCCAUGUUGAUUUCACUAAUCACUUAGCCUGCUAAUUAUACCAUCUCCACCAUCUUAAUUAUUCAUUCUUUGCAGUCUUAGCAAUUGGAGUAGAUCUGAAUUUUCAUCUCUUUUUCGGAAAAUAAACAAUAAUCAUGGUUGGUCUAGCUGACAUCCCAUUCGUGGGAAAAUUUGUGGAUAAAGUAUCUGAAUAUACAGUUGAUGCAGUGUUUCGUGGCUUGAAGUAUAUGUUCUGUUAUAAAACUCUUGUUGACCAACUCAAUUCGGAAACUAGGAAGCUUAAAAACGAGGAGGGCAACAUGUCCAGGGAAGUUGAGAAAGAAAAGAAAAAUGGUAAAAUAAUUAAAGACUAUGUAUCGGAAUGGCAAGUCAAUGCGCAAGAGAUUCAGAAGAGUGCUGCUGAAGAGCUUUCACCUUCAUGCAGCUGCAUCAAGCGUCUGCCCAUUCCUAAUCCCAUCUCCCGUUUUCGAAUUGGUAGGAAUGCGGUGAAGAAGGCCAAGGCAGUGACUCAACUCACCGAUUCCGUAAAGGAACACCUAACUGGAGGGAUUGCAUACCUGCCAGAGGUUAUAAUCUUGCCAAAUUCUGGUACCACAUUCGAGGAGUUUCAAUCCAGAAAAGAUACUUAUCAGAAGCUCUGGGACUCGCUUGUGAACGAAGAUGGUCCUCUGAUUCACGGCAUUUAUGGAAUGGCCGGAGUUGGCAAAACUCGCAUGAUGGAACAGCUUUGGGAAGAGGCCAUAAAGAAGAAGAUUAUCAACAAGGCGGUACGAGUUAAUGUAGGCAGUGAAAACAUGGACAAAACAAAGUUGCAAGAACAGAUUGCUGGCCUUCUAGAUUGCAAACUGGAGUCCGAAGUCAUGGAAAGAAGAGCUUCUCAGCUGGAAAACAGUUUAAGAAAUGGGGAUAAGGUUCUUCUUAUAUUAGAUGAUGUCUGGAGGGACAUUCACUUGGACGAUAUCAUUGGAACUCCAUUUGGCAAUGGCACUAGUUCUUCUGGGGGUCCUAAAAUCCUCUUCACAUCUCGAACGAAAGAAGUGUGCUCAGUUAACAAGUGCCAGCAUAUUGUCGAAAUCAAAACCUUAAGUCCUGAUGAAGCUUUGUAUAUGUUCAAGAAGAUUGUUGGUCCUGCUGAUUUAAAUAAUCCUCUACCGGAUGAAUCCCUGGUGAAAGAAGUUUGUGAUAAGUGUGGUGAAUUACCAUUACUCAUUCAUGCGGUUGGCAAAGCAUUAAAAGGCAAGCCUCACUAUUGGUGGAAGGACGCACAGGAUCAACUUAAGAAAGGCAAAUUUGAAGAAAUUGCUGAUGUAGAUCCGCAAGUAUAUACCUGUAUAAAACUGAGCAUUGAUUAUCUACAAAAUGUUGAUGCCAAGUCAUGUCUUUUUCUCUGUUCAAUGUUUCCUGAAGAUGCUGGCAUCGAUAUGAAGAUGCUGAUCCAGUUAGCAACAGGCUCGCAACUUAUACCCAGUGGAGAAUCAAGAGUACUUGCUAUAGUUGAUUAUCUCAAGAAAUCUUCUUUGUUGCUCGACUCUGGUGACAAUGCUGAAACUAAGGUUCAUGAUAUUAUCAGAGAUGUAGCAAGAUCCAUAGCUUUCACAGAUUCAAAAUACGCAUUUUUACAGGUAACCUGCAACUCAAGGUACUUGCCUUUUAAGGCCAAUUAUAGUACCCGAAGAUUCUUACGUUUAGAUGUGGAGACGGAUGAUGUUGAUUUUGGCGAGCAUCGGGUAUGCCCAGACCUGCAUACCUUGUGGCUGCAAAGCAACUUCCAUCCCUUGAGGGGACAAUCCAACAACCACCCGCAACAAUUCUCAGGUGGCUUCUACAGUAUGUUUGUGAAUCUCAGUUGUCUGAUGCUACAAAAUGUGGACAUUUCUUCGGAGCACUUCUCUCUUCAGCCUUUGGGUAAUCUUGGGACGCUUAGCUUAUUAGAGUGUGACAUAAGCAGCACGGAUGCUAGACUUUUUUCCAAAAGUCUAGAAUCUCUUUGCCUUUAUAGGUGUAAUCUCCCUGAGCCGCUGGAUGUAGCAAACCUGGAAUAUCUUCGAAAGCUAGAGAUCCGACAACAGAGAGCUGUACUGGUAAGGGAGAAUGUCAUAUCUAGUCUAUCCAGUCUGGAAGAAUUACAUGUGCCACGUGGUUUCAUCUAUAGCUAUGACGAAUAUCAUAUGGAGCUCAUAGUGAAGGAGAUUAGUAGAUUGACUCGUCUCACAAGUCUACAUUUUGAAUUCUAUCAGGACAAUACUUUUCAAGGUACAGAUAUAUCUUUUAAUAUAGACAGAUACAAUAUAUUUGUGGUUGAAAGAUCACAUGACUAUUUUCACUGUUACGAAGACCGGGAAGUUCUAAUAAAGAGGUCGAUUGAGUUGGCGGACAAUCACUGGAAGCCUUGGGAAGAUUUGAUAGUGAGUGCUGAACAAGUGACUUUGUCCCGCAGCAAUGUAAACGUGAGUAGCAUUUGCAAUGAUCACAAAAGAGCAUUUAAAGACUUGAAAAUACUGGAUAUUGAUGAAUGUGACAACAUGGGGCAUCUAGCAAGUAUAUCACGGGAUGGGAUUCAGGACAGUGUUCAAUCGGCAACAUGGUUUGCUAAAUUAACCAUUUUGAACAUUCGUAGGUGCUCUAAUUUGAAAUACCUCUUCUGCAACAACAUUGCAAAAACUUUGAUACAACUGCAGGAGCUGUACGUAGAUAGUUGUGAUUCUAUGGAAGCCAUUGUAAUGAAUGCAGGCACAAGUGAUGGAGAAAUCAUUAAUUUCGCCAAAUUAAAAUUACUCGAGAUAGAAGAUAUGCCCAAACUCAGAAGCUUUUGCGCAGAAAAUUCCAACUACCCCUCUGCUCAGUAUCUGGCCCUUUUGGAUAGAAUGGUUGCAUUCCCUUCUUUAGAACAUAUACGCGUAAUUCGGUGUGGCAGCUUGAGAAGCAUGUUCGCAUCUUCUGUUGCCCGUGAUCUUAAGCAGCUUAAGGGAAUGAUAGUAAAAGAAUGCAAGGAAAUGAGGAGAAUAACAAGAGUUGAUGAACAAGCAAUUAGUGGUGGCAUACUGUUGUUCCCUGAGUUGACGUAUCUAGAGCUAGUUGAUUUGCCAAAUUUGAUGAGUUUCUGGAGUUAUCAAAAUCUAAAACCUGAUGCUUGCAAGGACCCGCUCAUUCCUCAACUCUCGUCAAAUGUUGUUCUUGACAUUCCUGAUCUCAAAAGUUUUUUUGAUGAUCAAAAUUUCGAGUUGUAUAUGCCGGAUUUGGAGGAGGUGAUAGUUGAUAAUUGUCAAAUUACAACUCUUUUUACCUUUUCCGUGUUCAAGAAAUUCCAACUCAACAAAUUAAGCGUAAGCAGUUGUGAGUUUUUAGUGAACAUUAUUGAGGAUUUAAGGUGUGAUCAAAUUUGUGACAAGAUUAUCACACUCUCUCAUCUUACAGAAGUUGAUCUUAAUAAUUUGCCCAACGUCAAAAGGUUUUUCCAUGUUGCGAAUUAUGAAUUUCAUAUGCCGAUUUUGAAGAGGGUGAAUAUUUGUGAAUGUGGAAUAUCUGAUACUCUUUUUACGCGUUCUAUCUUCAAAAAUCUCCAACAACUAGAAGAAUUACAUGUAAGUGAUUGCGAACUGUUGGAUGGCAUCUUUGAGGAUGCAAUUUGUGAUGAAAUUUUGGAUACAAGUGACAAGAUUAUCACACUUAAUCGAGUCACUGAUAUAUAUCUUUACGAUUUACCAAAGUUUAAAAGUGUUUUCUAUGGUGCAACUUACGAAUGUCAUAUGCCGGCUUUAAGGAAUGUGACAAUUUUUGGUUGCAGUGAACUCCAUAUUCUUUUCACAUGCUCGGUGUUUCGAGAAAUCAGACAAAUUCAAAAUUUGUGUAUAGUAAGCUGUGAAUCAUUGGAACACAUUGUUAAAGAGGUAGAGGGUGACGGAACCUUUGGUAAGAGUAUCACAUUUCCUCAUCUCAAAUCAGUUGAAUUUAUGUUUUUGCGAAACCUCAAGAGUUUCAGCUACAGCAGGAGCUUUAUUUUUAAUAUGCCCAAACUGCAGUACUUCAAUCACUGUGGCUGUUAUAAGAUAGAAUAUUUCAGUUUCUUGGAUACCAGCGCCCCGUUCGUAAGUAUAAAUGCAUACCGGAAUAGAGUUGGACCAGGAUUGCAAUACAAUAAUGUAAGAAACCUGAUCAAAAAUGACGAUCGAUUCCAGGACGGAAUGGAAGAAGCAUUUCAAUAUGUGAAUGAUUAUGUAAGAGAACUCGUAAAAGCGAGAGCUGCUAGGUGUCUUGACUAAGAGAGUAUAUUUGAGCUGCUAGGCUAGAUUAAAUUUUGGGAAUGGGUUACCCCCAAGUUGGCCUCCUGCUUUGCACCUCAUUUUCAUAACGGGUUCCCAUUGCUGCCCACUCAGAAGAUACAUGAACUUUUCAGAAAGUUGUGAAUGCUGUCAAUCUUUGAUCUUGAUUCUACCCUCUAGCAUAUUGUUUUUAAGCUCAUUUUAGUUUUUUUGUUCAACAACUAUGCAUGCUACAAUUCACUUUAUUUCCAGAUGAAAUCUACAGAGUAAU
Daucus carota subsp. sativus is the source of this 5001-nucleotide messenger RNA. Its product is annotated as disease resistance protein At4g27190. Lineage: Eukaryota; Viridiplantae; Streptophyta; Magnoliopsida; Apiales; Apiaceae. The transcript is spliced from 3 exons. Gene Ontology annotation, molecular function: ADP binding. The record is from RefSeq and is a predicted model, not a curated record. The coding region runs from base 606 to 4730 and encodes 1374 amino acids.